Messenger RNA from Chlorella variabilis, 799 nucleotides. RefSeq lists its product as hypothetical. The record is from RefSeq and is a predicted model, not a curated record. Lineage: Eukaryota; Viridiplantae; Chlorophyta; Trebouxiophyceae; Chlorellales; Chlorellaceae. The transcript has 8 exons. Bases 92 to 799 code for a protein of 235 amino acids.
AGCGCCGCAAGUCCCGCUAGUCUUGCGCUUCCAGGCCUGAUCGCAAGGCGCCAGAAGAAGGACAUUCCACACACACUGCGCUUCGGCCAGCAUGCAGCAUCGUGCAGCAGCGCUGCUCCUAUGCCUGGUGGCGGCAGGGACAGCCCCGGCCCGGGCCGCGCGCCCAGCCGCCUCUGCCGCGCUGACCGCCGGCGCCGCCGCCGGCCUGCCCGUGGGCGCCCCCGCCCCCUGGUUCUGCCACAACCUAGACUGCCCCAAGUUCACAGUGGUCAACACCACCGACGACUACGAGGUCCGCUACUACGAGGCCGGAGCCUGGGUCAGCACCGACGUGGAGGCCUAUGCGUAUGCGCUGGGCGUCAGCAAGGGGUUCCAGCGCCUGUACCAGUACAUUGAUGGCGCCAACCACGCCGCCGUCAAGAUCCCCAUGACCGCCCCCGUCAGGACCCUCAUCAGCGCGGCGGCAGGUCCAUUCUGCAAGAGCAACUUCACCAUCUCCUUCUUCGUGCCCUUUGCCUUCCAGAAGGACGGCGCCCCCAAGCCCAACAACCCAGACGUCUACCUGGACCACUCCCCUGCCUUCACCGCCUUUGUGGCGCAGUCUGGCGGCUUUGUGAUGGACGACUUCUCGGUCACCCGCAUGGCCAAGAGGCUGACAGAUGCGCUGGACCGCGACGAGCAGCCGUACAACGCCGACACUUUCUUCUUCGCAGGCUACGACCCGCCCUUCCGCCUCAUGGGGCGGCACAACGAGGUGUGGGUGGUGGCGGAGGAGGAGACCGGCGCGCAGACAAGCUAG